AUGGGGGCGAUAUGGUCAUACACGGGUCGAUACUCAGUGCUGCCACUUGUCGGUACAGGCAACUUCGGUACGGCCUGUGCGGAUCUCAUGAUCACUGACACAAAGGAUGGAGACGCAGGUGUCUUCAUGCGUCGUACUAGCCAAGCGACAAGCAAUUCAGUCGGCUUAUCAUCCUGUCUUCAGGAAGAAUCUCAAGCAUCACCAAUCUACGAACAUCCACUCUGGUUGAGUCGGCCGGAGUACGUGAAUGGCCUCGCUACUUACAUGAAACAGUCCGCCGGGCGGCUUCAAUUUGUCUUCAACUGGAUCAUUGGUGAAACGAGUGACUAUUCUGCUUGUUGGACGUAUAAGCUUACUCUCGAUUCUAUAUCUGGAAGGCUAAAGGAACGCCAUUUUCCCAUACGUAUUGUGGAUAAGGAUGAUAAGCGCAUGUUUAAGAUAAGGAAUCAGCAGCUGAACAAACGUGUUUCCGAGUGUGUAAAGGCAUUACAUGUGCUCGAGGAAAUUGCCCUUGGACAACUUCAAGUUGACAAUAUCGCGGUUGGAAAAGACUUCGAUUGGUCUAUGUUCAAGGACAAAAUGGAUCUCACCCGAGCGUUCAUUGCUGGUCAUUCAUUCGGUGGAGCGACAGCCAUUGCUGCGACGGCAUUUUCGACAGAUUUCCAAGCAGCCGCAGUGUUGGAUGGGUGGUUAUACCCGCUGGAACCGGGUCACUAUGAACGAGCAACUCAACCGACUCUGUUUUUGAAUGCUGGAAAAUGGCAAUUCUUGGAAAACAUCGAGCGAAUGCACAAAUUAAGGAAUAUUGCAGAGAAACCAAUGUAUACUUUCAGGUAUCUACUUUAG
Molecule: messenger RNA, 846 nt
Organism: Ostertagia ostertagi
Lineage: Eukaryota; Metazoa; Nematoda; Chromadorea; Rhabditida; Trichostrongylidae
Source: the annotation of a GenBank genome assembly